AUGUACGAGACAUCCAAUAUGAAGAAACCAGUACGAACUCACCAAUUUAUUUUAAUGGACUUCGAGUUUACAACAAUUUACAGAACCAGUAUUGUACUAAUAUCGGGUGCAAUUUCAAAUAGCUCUUAUCAUUUUAAGACCGUUAAAUUGGAGGGAAAACCUCUUUUACUACCAAUAAAUCAGAAUGUUAGACAACUGAAUAUCCAAGAAAUAAGGAAAGCAAUUUCACAGAUUAAUCUGUACUUAAAACUAGAGCUACAAGUUGCAUUGUUGAAACAAUUGCAUAAAAGCCUAAGCACCAGUACAAACAAUUUAAACGCUGAAUUUAUUAGACGUUACUUAGCAUAUAACAAUAAAAUAACGAUAAUCGUAUUAUGGAACGGUUCCACAGAUAUGGACAUUUUAAAGAGAUUAAAAAUUGAUAACUAUAAUCUACUAAACAUGACAUGUCUUGACAUAUCAAAUAAUCAACACUUUUACAUACAAUUAAUCACAAUGAGAAAUAUGAGAGUCAUAUACGAAUACAGUUUAGGGACGUAUAGUAAACAAGGACAGAUGUUGAGUCUAGUAGAAACACAUAAAAUUAUAUGUUCAAAACAACACAAAGGAAUGUACCCCCACGAUCCUUGCUACGACCUGGAACUAACGAAAUGUAUUUUUAACAAAAUGGUUAAACAAUUUCAGUAUAAAAAUCUAGUACAACAUUUUUAA
Messenger RNA from Myzus persicae (green peach aphid), 711 nucleotides. RefSeq lists its product as uncharacterized. The transcript is spliced from 2 exons. The coding region runs from base 1 to 711 and encodes 236 amino acids. Lineage: Eukaryota; Metazoa; Arthropoda; Insecta; Hemiptera; Aphididae. The record is from RefSeq and is a predicted model, not a curated record.